Oncorhynchus keta (chum salmon) is the source of this 3755-nucleotide messenger RNA. RefSeq names its product zinc finger protein-like 1. Bases 334 to 1335 code for a protein of 333 amino acids. NCBI's taxonomy places the organism in Eukaryota, Metazoa, Chordata, Actinopteri, Salmoniformes, Salmonidae. The transcript has 8 exons. Gene Ontology annotation, cellular component: Golgi apparatus. The record is from RefSeq and is a predicted model, not a curated record.
CUUUUGUCAAUUUAAUGUCAGAUUUGAUUUUUCGAAGCAGGUUAGGAGAAUUAACGUAGCCGGUUAGGAUAAUUAGGUAAAAUGUUAGCUAAGAUGCACAAAAACAUAACUUUUGACUUUUAAUUUGAAUAAAAGCUGGAUCCUUUCUAAACAUUACGUUAUAUGUUCCGCGUUUAGAUGACAUCAUUAUACUGCGCCUGCCGGAAGAGACGUGGCAAAAUGUCCGCUUCUGAGAACGUUCGCAUUUUCUAGCUUUAGUUAUUUGUAACACCUUUUCCUUCAAACGAUAAAUCAUCGAGGAGAAAACUUUUGUGACAGCACGACAGACAGACCAUGGGUCUGUGCAAGUGUCCUAAGAGGAAGGUGACCAACUUGUUCUGCUUUGAACAUCGGGUGAACGUGUGUGAGCAUUGCCUGGUCUCCAACCACAACAAGUGUAUAGUGCAGUCCUACCUCCAGUGGCUUCAGGAUAGUGAUUACAACCCUAACUGUCGACUGUGUAAUAACCCACUGAUCUCCCAGGAUACUGUCAGAUUGGUCUGCUAUGAUGUAUUCCACUGGGCCUGUCUUCAUCACCUGGCAGCCCGGUUGCCCCUACACACUGCUCCUGCAGGAUACCAGUGCCCCAGCUGCCAGGGUCCAGUAUUCCCCCCCUCCAACCUGGCCAGCCCAAUAGCUGACAUGCUGAGGGAACAGUUGUCCUUAGUCAACUGGGCCAGAGCUGGACUAGGCCUACCUCUGAUUGAAGAACCUGUAAAAGCUAUUCAAGACAGCACACAGGAUGUCACUGAUUAUGCCGACUGGUCCACGUUUGAUGCACCAGCAUUGGAGCCUACUGAAGCUUACCCCACCGACUCCUACGCCUCCCAACCACACCCUAGCCUCGCCCCUACUCCAGUUCCAAACACAGUUCAGGAAGAUCAUGGAAGUCUCCACAACAAAGGGGAGAUGGUGGCUCAUGAACAACACUCUUUGGUCAACAUGAUCACUGCAACCACCAGUGACACCAUCACCCUACACGCAGCAUCAUCCCCAAGGAAGAUCUAUGACACUAGGGACUCCGGACACAGCUCUGUGACACAGAUCGACUUUGAUGACGACAAGUACCGGCGACGACCAGCACUCAGCUGGUUUGCACGGAUUCUCAAAAACCGGGCAGGUUCCAAGAGGACAGGCCUGUCCUGGAAGCAGAGGGUCUUCAUGCUCCUUCUGGUUGGAGUUCUGGGAUUCUUUACCUUGAUCAUCAUUAUGGCUAAACUGGGCCGUGCUUCAGCCGACUCCGACCCCAACUUAGACCCCCUACUAAACCCCAACAUCCGAGUGGGCAACAACUGACCAGCUCCAAGUCCUAGUGAGUGUUGAACAUAGGGCCGAUAUAGGCCAUCUAAGAUGGUGGGACCAGUAAAGGCAGAGAGCUACCUUCUCUCUCUCUCUCUCAGACAUGAAAGAAAAGAGGAUGGGAUGGUGCAUUUUGUCCUGGAAAUGAUGGCAACCUUACACCCUUCUUUGGGAUAGGCAGUUGCUUUUAGAGCAAUAUGUACAAUGAAUUUAUAUAUUUUGACCCACUCCACAUCAAAUGAGAUUGCAAUGUUGGAAUGAAUGGUGAUGGGGGAAAACAGAUUUUCACCACAGAAAUACUGUAUUCUAUGACACAUGGCUUUUUGCAACAUCUGCUAAAACAGGUAUUUUUGAAGGGGGUGUCAGUAAGUUGUUCAAGUUCAUUGACAGAGUGAUGUUUGUGUUGAAUUGGAAGAAUGCUACGCCUGACAUUCACAUACUACAUUGUAUGGUGAUUUAAAUGAGUCUGUAAAUAUAGAAAUUUAAUGAGAUGAUAGUGUGUUUUGUGUUGAACUGGAAUAAAUGUUUAACCAAUUCUCAAAUUCUGUAUGCAAUAUACGUUCAUAUUUUGUGGAUAAACAAAAUGUACAACAGAUACUGUGAGGAUAUUCAAGUAGUGGUUAACCCAUUGGACAUUGGUCUUGGUUUAGCAUUAAAAUGGCACAUGCAGUCUUAAAUCCACAAGUGCCCUGUGCUCAGACACUUUGAUAGAGUGAUCUACUUUCUCCUGAGUUUGAAGUGUUAUGAAAGGUGUGUUGAUGGGACCUCUAAAAUAAGUACAGUGCAUUCGGACAGUAUUCAGACCCCUUAACUUAUGUUAGACUUAUUUUAAAAGGAUUAAAGUUGUUUUUUUCUUCAAUCUACACACAAUACCCCAUAAUGACAAAGCCAAAACAGGUUUUUAGACAUUUUAGCAAAUGUAUUACAAAUAAACUAAUAUCAAAUGUACAUAUGUAUUCAGACCCUUUACGCUGUAGUUUGAAGGGCCACUGGCAUUGAUUACAGCCUUGAGUCUUCUUGGGUACAAGCUUGGCACACCUGUAUUUGGGGAGUUUCUUCCAUUCAUCUCUGCAGGUCCUCUCAAGCUCUUUCCUGGUUGGAUGGGGGGGUUGCUGCAUAGCUAGUUUCAGGUCUCUCCAGAGAUGUUUCAUAUCGGUCUGGGUUCUGGCUGGGCCACUCAAGGAUAUUCAGAGACUUGUCCCAAAGCCAGUCAUGCAUUGUCUUGGCUGUGUGCUUUGGGUCGUUGUCCUGUUGGAAUGUGAACAGUCACCCCAGUCUGAGGUUUUCAUCAAGGAUCUCUCUGUACUUUUCUCCGUUCAUCUUUCCCUAGAUCCUGACGAGUCUCCAAGUCCCUGCCUCUCAAAAUUAUGUUGCCACCACCAUGCUUCACCGUAGGGAUGGUGCCAGGUUUCCUCCAGUUGUGGCUCUUGGCAUUCAGGCCAAAGAGUUCAAUCAUGGUUUCGUCAGACCAGAGAAUCUUAUUUCUCAUGGUCUGAGAACCCUUUAGGUUCAUUUUUGACAAACUCCAAGCGGGCUGCCAUGUGCUUUUUUUUUUACUGAGGAGUGGCUUCCUUCUGGCCACUCUAUCAUAAAGGCCUGAUUGGUGGAGGGCUGCAGAGAUGGUAGUCCUUCUGGAAUGUUCUCCCAUAUCCAAAGAGGAGCUCCGUCAGAGUGGUCAUUGGGUUCUUGGUCACCUCUCUGACCAAGGUCCUUCUCCCCUGAUUGUUCAGUUUGGCCGGGCGGCCAGCUCUGGUAAGAAUCUUGGUGGUUCCAAACUUCUUCCAAUUAAGAAUGAGGGAGGCCACUGUUCUUGGGUACCUUCAAUGCUGCAGAACUUUUUUGGUACCCUUCCCCAGAUCUGUGCCUCGACACAAUUCUGUCUCGGAGCUUUACGGACAAUUCCUUCAACCUCAUUGCUUGGUUUUUGCUCUGACGUGCACUGUUAACUGUGGGACCUUAUAUAGACCGGUGUGUGCCUUUCUAAAUCAUGUCCAAUCAAUUUAAUUUACCACAGGUGGACUCCAUUCAAGUUGUAGAAACAUCUCAAGGAUGAUCAAUGGAAACAGGAUGCACCUGAGCUCAAUUUCGAGUCUCAUUGAAAGGUCUGAAUACUUGUGUAAAUAAGUUAUUUGUUUUAUAUCUUUUAAUAAAUUAGCAAAAAAUUCUAAAAAUGGUUUAGGCUUUGUCAUUAUGGGAUAUUGUGUGUAGAUUGAGGAAUUGUUUUUAUUUAACCAAUUUCAGAAUAAGGCUAUAAUGUGGAAAAAGACAAGGGGUCUGAAUACUUUCCGAAUGCACUGUAUAUAUGUUUGAGAAGUCACAUUUCUGUAUUGAAAUCAAAUUCUACACCACCUAUAUCAGUCUGCUGUUAUUAUAUAUCUCUGCACUUUUCCCCAAGUGACAUUAAACACGUUAAAUGA